ACACCUCACCCAGGCUGGCGCGCCGCCUUCCAGGGCUGUGUCCCGGCGGGAGGUGCGUCGGUCGCCAUGCCGCUGCGCGCGGUGGUGUUCGACCUGGACGGAGUGCUGGCGGUGCCCUCGGCCGCCCGCGCCCUCGGCCGCACCGAGGAGGCCCUGGCGCUGCCCAGAGGCUUUCUGAAUGAAGCUUUCCAGAAAGGAGGCCCAGAUGGUUGCAGUGCCCGUCUAUUGAGAGGAGAGAUCACAUUUUCCCAGUGGCUACCGCUCGUGGAAGAAGACUGCAGGAAACGCUCCGAGGCCUCUGGAAUCUGCCUCCCCAAGAAUUUCUCGAUAAAUCAAAUCUUAGGCAAGGCAGUUUCAGCAAGAACGAUCAACUACCCCAUGCUCCAAGCAGCUCUCACUCUUAGAAAGAAGGGACUUGCGACCUGCCUGCUCACCAACAACUGGCUGGAUGACAGCGCCGAGAGAGGCAGCCUGGCCCAGCUGAUGUGUGAGCUGAGUCCUCACUUCGACUUCCUGAUCGAGUCGUGCAGGGUCGGAAUGGCUAAGCCGGAGCCUCAGAUCUACAAGUUUGUACUGGACACCCUGAAGGCCAGACCCAGUGAGGUUGUCUUCUUAGAUGACACUGGGGGUUAUCUGAAGCCGGCCCGUGACUUGGGAAUGGUCACCAUCCUCGUCCAUGACACCGACACAGCCCUGCGGGAGCUGGAGAAAGUAACUGGGCUGCAGCCCCUCCAUCCCGCAGCCCCUCUGCCACCCCCCUGCAGUCCCAGUGACGUGAGUCAUGGGUACGUGACAGUGAAGCCUGGAGUCCAUCUGCAUUUUGUGGAGCUGGGCUCCGGCCCUCCCGUGUGCCUCUGCCAUGGAUUCCCUGAGAGCUGGUUCUCUUGGAGGUACCAGAUCCCUGCUCUGGCCCAGGCAGGUUACCGAGUUCUGGCUGUAGACAUGAAAGGCUAUGGAGACUCAUCCGCUCCUCCAGAAAUAGAAGAAUAUUCCAUGGAAGUGUUAUGUAAGGACAUGGUGACCUUCCUGGAUAAGUUGGGCCUCUCUCAAACAGUGUUCAUUGGCCACGACUGGGGGGGCGCACUGGUGUGGAACAUGGCUCUCUUCUACCCUGAGAGAGUGAGGGCGGUGGCCAGUUUGAACACCCCCUUCAUGCCGGCAAAUCCCAACGUGUCCCCCAUGGAAGGUAUCAAAGCCAACCCAGCUUUUGAUUACCAGCUCUACUUCCAGGAACCAGGAGUGGCUGAGGCUGAACUGGAACGGAACCCGAGUCGGACUUUCAAGACCAUCUUCAGAGCAAGUGAUGAGACUCUUUCGUCCACACGAAGUGUCCGUGAAAGGGGAGGAUUCUUGGUGAAUAUGCCAGAAGAACCCAGCCUCAGCAAGAUGGUCACUGAGGAGGAAAUCCAGUUCUACGUACAGCAGUUCAAGAAGUCUGGUUUCAGAGGCCCCCUAAACUGGUAUCGAAACAUGGAAAAGAACUGGCAGUGGGGCUGCAAAGCUUUGGGACGGAAGAUCCUGAUUCCGGCCCUGAUGGUAACGGUGGAGAAGGACCCAGUGCUUGUUCCUGAGCUGUCCAAGCACAUGGAGGACUGGAUCCCCAGCCUGAAAAGAGGACACAUGAAGGACUGUGGGCACUGGACGCAGAUGGAGAAGCCCGCCGAGGUGAAUCGGAUCCUCAUCGAGUGGCUGGAGACCGAGGCCGGAAACCCACCAGUGCUCUCAAAGAUUUAGCACGUGGCGUGUGGCCGCACCAGCAGGCGGUCCCUCUUCCAUCUGUGGGAGCACCGCUCUUGGUAUCUGGAUGUGGCCUCGCCCGGUCUCUCCUAACCAGCAGCACUGUCCCAGGGGGGUGCGCAAGAAUGGUGGAUUUUCAUUAAAUGAAGUGAAUUAAAUCCGAUGUAAUUUUAGAUCCAGGAGAAAUCACGUGUGAUUAGUUCUCUGGCUAUAACUGUAUCGUCCCCCUACCUGUCUCUAAGGACGGCUAACAUCCUGUGGGGGACAGAAUGGAGCAGCCGGUGGUGAUUUCUCUUUGGUGAUUUUUCUUUGACUGACCGAUUCACAACUUUGUAGCAAAAUCAGCAGUUCAUUCUGAAGCGUCUCAGCAGAGAUGAGACCCCUUCAUUCA
Messenger RNA from Cynocephalus volans (Philippine flying lemur), 2128 nucleotides. It is a transcript of the gene EPHX2, whose product is annotated as epoxide hydrolase 2. Bases 67 to 1734 code for a protein of 555 amino acids. The record is from RefSeq and is a predicted model, not a curated record. Gene Ontology annotation, molecular function: lipid phosphatase activity; magnesium ion binding. Gene Ontology annotation, cellular component: peroxisome. The transcript has 19 exons. Lineage: Eukaryota; Metazoa; Chordata; Mammalia; Dermoptera; Cynocephalidae. Gene Ontology annotation, biological process: cholesterol homeostasis; phospholipid dephosphorylation.